Lathyrus sativus (Indian pea) is the source of this 465-nucleotide messenger RNA. Lineage: Eukaryota; Viridiplantae; Streptophyta; Magnoliopsida; Fabales; Fabaceae. The record is from the annotation of a GenBank genome assembly.
AUGAGGAGUGGUGUAUUGGAGGAGAUUUUAAUUCGGUUAAGAAGGUCAGGGAGAGGAGUAGCAGGUCAGGGGGAAAUUGUUCUAAAGAGAGAUUUUUCAGAUUUUAUUGACAACUUGGAUUUAGUGGAAUUGUCAGUUGUAAGGAGUAAAUUUACGCGGAGAAGGUCAGAUUGCGACGUUAGUAAUAGACUUAGUAAAAUUCUUAUUUCAUCGGGUUUGGUUAAGAUGUGGAACUGCAAUGGUUUGGUAAUAGGGCUAAGAGACGUAUCAGAUCAUUGUCCGGUUUGGUUGAAGUACAAGGUUAUUGAUUGGGGGCCUAAACUUUUUAGAUUCGUUAAAGGUUGGUUUGAGCAUGGUAAUUUUUUAGACUUUGUAAUGAAGGAAUGGUCAAGUAUCAAGGUGGAGGGCAAAAAGACUUAUAUUAUGAAGCAGAAGCUUAAGAUUCUAAAGGGGAGACUCAAAUAG